Messenger RNA from Vairimorpha ceranae, 165 nucleotides. RefSeq lists its product as hypothetical. The record is from RefSeq and is a predicted model, not a curated record. Bases 1 to 165 code for a protein of 54 amino acids. The transcript has a single exon. NCBI's taxonomy places the organism in Eukaryota, Fungi, Microsporidia, Nosematidae.
AUGGAAAAAGGAGGAAAACAGCCGAAACCAAAAGAAGACAUUAUUUUGAAAAUUUUAAAGAAAGGACUAAUGAAAAGCAUUACAGAAAUAAGAUUGGCGAUUUGUGGUAAAAAGAAAUUCAUCAAAACGCUUUACGAUAAAGUAAAGGGGAAGUGCAAUAGGUGA